UUAAUAAUGUUGGUAGCAAGUAAGUAAGAUGUAAUGUACCGUCAUGGCGACGUUACCGCCACGGAAAAAUCCAACUCCAACGAAAAUUUUAAAACAACAUUUAACACCAUUACAAACACUCUUACAAUUGGGUUUUCCAAAACAUCGAGCAGAGAAAGCAUUAGCUGCUACAGGACAUCGAGGUGUUCAACUUGCAUCUGAUUGGCUAGUAGCUCAUGUUAGAGAUCCAACUUUGGAUACUUAUACUCAUAGACAAUAUAUUUUAUAUGCUUGUCCUACGGGUGAAUUAGCUGAACAGCUAAUGAGAUUUUGGUCUGAAAGUAAAGAACUUAUAAGAAAUGGAGCUCAUAAUUACAUGCCACAUAUUACACUUGUGUCAUUUUUUAGAGCACCAGAUGAAUCUACUGAAGAGUUGGUAAAUAUUCUUGAAAAUGUAAUUAAUCAAAAUGAGUUAUCAGAUAAUAUUGAAUUAGAAACAUAUAUUUCUCCUAAUUUUAUGGGUUUAUUUGUUAAAAAAGCAAAUGUAGAAUGGCUGAAAAAUGUUGCUAUUCAUUAUGUAAACAAACUUUCAAGUUUGGGGAUUUCUGCAGAACCUCAAGUAAAAUCUUUACAUUUGACAUUAGCUUAUCAGUUCCCUAGCAAUUUAUAUCAACAAUUGCGUUUAAUGGUAGAAAAAUUAAUACUUACUUGUCCAACUAAUUGGGAACUAAGAUUAUAUUCUAGAGAUCCUAGAUUACAAAAUAUACAUGUACAUAAAGUAACACAUGCUCAUAUGCCUAGAGAACAUGAUGAAUUAGAAUUAAGAGUAGGAGAUUACAUUUACAUUCCAGAAGGGGCAUGUAGUGCAUCUACAGAUGGUUGGGUCGAAGGUAUCUCUUGGUUAACUGGUAUUUCAGGCCAUUUACCUUUAAAUCAUACAAAACGUACAGCUGAAUCAGAUUCAUGGACUUUACACACUACUAUACAAAUUACUGACAAUAAAAGUGAAAUUUUAGAAAAAGAAGAAAUACCUCUAACUCGUAAGCUACCAGAAUUAUUAUCAAGUGAUUCUGUAGACAGUCCUGAUGGAGUAGCAACAACUAAUGAACCAAUAGAGGCUUCUGAAGCACCUCCAAGUUUCUCAAGACAAAUUUUUAUAUGCCGCCAUGGAGAAAGAGUAGAUUUUACAUUUGGAGCAUGGAUUCGUUACUGUUUUGAACCAAAUGGAUCUUAUGUUCGUAGAGAUUUAAAUAUGCCAAAAGAAAUACCAUCAAGAAAUAUACAGGAUUUUCGAAAUGAUAGCCCUUUGACAACUGUAGGUGAAAUGCAAGCAAGUUUAGUAGGAGAAGCUAUGAAAUCAUCUAGUAUUAAAAUUGAUGUGGUUUUCACAUCUCCAUCAUUAAGAUGUAUACAAACAUUGGCUCAUAUCUUAAAAGGAUUAGACUUGAAUAUUCCAAUGAAAAUAGAACCAGGUCUUAUAGAAUGGUUAGCAUGGUAUCCAAAUGGUGUUCCAGUUUGGAUGACAUCUGAAGAAUUAACAAAAGCAGGUUUUAACAUAGAUAAAAGUUAUGAUCCAAUUAUUAAAGCAAAAGAACUUCCAUUAAAGGAAAAUGCAGCUCAGUAUUAUGAACGAAGUUAUGAAUUAAUCAAACGAAUUAUUGAAAAUACAGUAGGAAAUAUUUUAAUAGUAGCUCAUGCUGCUUCUUUGGCAGCUUGUACUAGGCAAUUAACAGGUGGAAGAGUUCCACCAGCUUCUGAAGUUACAAGAUUAGCACAGAGAGUACCAUAUUUAGCAUGUCUAACAGCACGUGAAGAAUUGGAUGGUUGGCAACUUCAUCCACCUCCAUUUCCACCUAUAACCCAUACCAGUAAUACUAGAUUUGAUUGGAAAGUAUUAUUAUAAAAAAUAAUUAAUAUUUUAAAGUUUUUUUCUCUUUUUAUCCUUUAUUAUACAAAAGCUGCUUAAACAUAAAAGACUGUAAAGAUACAAUGAAUUUUUUUGUAACAUUUAAUUUAUACAAAGUAGAUUAAAAAGAGAGAAAACGUAUUAAAAAAUUAUAUAUUCUGGGUUGGGUUAUUUAUAAUAUAAUAAAAUAUGCCAGUUAACUAUUCAAUAAUUACAAAAAUUAAUACUUAUAGGGCAAUAAAUACGGGUAUUGACAUUUAAUUCUACCUUCUUUAUAAAGAAUUUAGAAUAUGUGUCUCAAAAAAAAAAUUUGAAUUGAUAUUUUAAAAAAAGAUAUAUAUAUUCUUUUAUAGAUUUCGUAUUGAAUGUUUAGGAAGUUUUUAGUAAUAUGACAUAUAGUAUUUAUAACAUUUGAUAGAAAAAUAUUAAUAAUACAUUCAAAGUCUUAGAGAAUAUAUUUAAAAAAUCAUGACAUUAAGAAAUUUGAUAUAUUAUAAUUUUUUUUAUCUUUAAUUUUUUAUCUUAAUUAAAAAUUUUAAAAAUUAUUAAUCUAUUAUUUAUUCAAGUUUUUAAAUUUAUUUUGCAUAUAUUAUGUAUACAUUAUGUAUACAUAAAUAAUGAAAAAAUAUGAAAUCAAAUCUGUUUUUUAUAAAAUAUAUGAAUGCACAUAUAAUUUAGAUUUAAAAUAUAUUAUUUUUAUGUUUAAUAAUUUAGUUACAAAAAAUCUAUUUAAGUGAAAAAAUUACGAAAAUCAGUAAAUAACAAAAUUUUUUCAUACAUUGUAUAAACCUAUGAAAUAAUAGUUGGCAUGAAUAAUGUGUGGAGAUAUAGAAGUACAAAAUCAAUGUAGGAAAAUGUUAUUUACCAAAGAAAUAUAUAAAAUGUUAUUUCAUUACAAAUAUCAGUUAUGUCAUGAAAGAAUCUACUAUUUUAUUUACUAUAGAAAAAAAUUUAUUAAAGUAUAAUAUAUAGUAUACCUCAUAAUGUUUAAAAAAUUUUUUUAUAUAAAACAAAAUUUAGUAAAAAAUAUAAAUGUAAAAUAUUAUAAAAUAUUUAUAAUAUAACAAACUUUUCUAUAACAGUAUUAAUAAUUA
Messenger RNA from Apis cerana (Asiatic honeybee), 2979 nucleotides. It is a transcript of the gene Epp, whose product is annotated as Ecdysteroid phosphate phosphatase. The record is from RefSeq and is a predicted model, not a curated record. Lineage: Eukaryota; Metazoa; Arthropoda; Insecta; Hymenoptera; Apidae. Gene Ontology annotation, molecular function: protein binding.